GUUUGGAAUAUAAAAUUCGCAGUUACAUAUGCGCAGAUAAUAAAUUAAAGUGAGAUGGCAAUAUUGUGAUCAAAUAUAAAAUGCCAGAGUUCAAAAAUGUUAACUUGGUUAUGCAGAUUGUAUACGAGAGUAAUUAUCUCAAAAAGUGUUUAAAUGUUAUCAACUAACUACGAAAAUAAUUAUUACUUAAUCAGUUGGUGUUAAUAAUAAGUGUUGUUUUAUCUAUAUUCAAGUUUCUUGCAAAAUGACGGAUACAAACAAUAAAAAAAUUGGACAAAAUAGUAUUGUCCAACCUUUGUUAACUGAUUUAUACCAAAUAACAAUGGCAUAUGCUUACUGGAAAACUGGAAAAAUAAAUGAUCAAGCAGUGUUUGACUUAUAUUUCAGAAAAAAUCCAUUCCAAGGAGAAUUCACAAUAUUUGCGGGACUCGAAGAAUGUUUGAAAUUUCUUGAAAAAUUUCGGUAUUCCGAUAGUGAUAUCGAAUAUAUUAAACAAGUUCUACCAAGUUCAGUAGAAGAUGAAUUUUAUGAUUAUUUACGAACAAUUACAGCAGAUGAAAUACAAUUUUAUUCUGUUAAAGAAGGAACAGUUGUUUUUCCUAGAGUGCCUUUGAUAAGAAUAGAAGGACCUCUUGUUAUAGCCCAACUAUUGGAGACUACUUUGUUAAAUUUAGUUAAUUAUGCGAGUUUGAUGGCUACAAAUGCAGCCCGCUAUAGAUUAGCAGCAGGAAAACUGCAAUUAUAUGAAUUUGGUCUAAGAAGAGCACAAGGACCUGAUGGUGGUUUAUCAGCCUCUAAAUAUGCGUAUAUUGGUGGUUUUGAUGGAACUAGUAACGUCUUAGCUGGAAAGUUAUUUAAUAUUCCAGUAAAAGGUACACAUGCACAUUCUUAUAUAACUUCAUUCAAUUGUUUGGAUAAUUUGAAUACUACAUUAUUAGUUCCAAAAAAUGGGGGAAGUGCUAAGAACUUUUUAGAGAGUGUUCUAACUUGGAGGACAUCUGUAGCUAAAAUAUUCCAUGUACUUUUAUCAGAAGUUAAUGAUGGUGAACUAGCUGCUUUUGUAUCAUUUGCUUUGGCAAUGCCUAAUGGUUUUAUGGCACUAGUAGAUACUUAUGAUGUUAAAAGAAGUGGCUUAAUAAAUUUCUGUGCUGUUGCAUUAGCUUUACAUGAUUUUGGUUACGAAGCUAUAGGUGUAAGACUUGAUAGUGGAGAUUUAGCUUACCUAUCAGGUGUUGCAAGAGAAUAUUUUAAAAAAAUAUCAUCAGAAUAUAAUCUGCCAUAUUUUAGUAAAUUAAAUAUCUUGGCAUCAAAUGAUAUAAAUGAAGAAACUAUAAUAAGUUUGAAUGAACAGGGCCAUUGCAUAGACUCUUUGGGUAUUGGAACUCACCUGGUUACUUGUCAAAAACAACCUGCAUUGGGAUGUGUGUACAAAUUGGUUGAACUAAAUGGGGAACCAAGGAUUAAACUUAGUCAUGAUGUAGCUAAAGUAACCAUUCCUGGAAAGAAGAAUGUAUACAGACUUUAUGGAAAUACUUUCUCCCUUAUUGAUCUUUUACAAACAGCAGAAGAAAGUCCCCCAACAAUGGAACAAAAAGUUUUAUGUAGGCAUCCCUUUGAGGAAUCAAAAAGGGCGUACGUUAUACCUUCAAAAGUUGAAACUUUGUUGGUAUUGCAAUGGGUAAAUGGUAAAAUAUUAAGACCUCUACCAACUCUUCAAGAAAUCAAAGAAAAUGUGAAUAGAUCUUUGAAGAUUUUAAGACCUGAUAUUAAGAGAAGCUUAAACCCGACGCCUUACAAAGUUUCAGUGAGUGAUAGUUUAUAUCAUUUUUUACAUAAGUUGUGGUUGGAUAAUGCUCCUAUAGGAGAGUUAUCUUGAUAUGGUUGAUUUACUUUUUCAUUCCAAUUUGUUACUAUUGUAUGGUAUGAAGGAGUACAAAAUUUAACACUUUAAGUACAAAUUGUUCAUUGACUUUGACACAGGAACAAAUUAAUACCUAAACGAAAAGUUGUGGUAGAGUACCUCAAAAAUUUGAGCCUCAUUUUGUUAAAUAUAGGUAUUGAGCUUGGUUUAUUGCUGAGGACUGCAAUUAGAAAUUCGGUGAACCGUUUAAAACUUAAACUUACCCAGUGAUAAGUAGUUGAAUAACAAUUUAUCUUUAUUGUUGUCAAAAUAUUUUAUAUCCUCAAUUAUUACGUUGUAAUUUUGUUAAAUAUUUUGAACAUGAAUUAUUAAAUAAUUACUUGUGAUUUCAUAAUCUACUGAAAAAUGUAGAUUUAUAUAAUAUUUACUUAAUUUAUUGAUAUGAGACAUAUUUAUAUCUAUUAUAUAACAAAAGAAUUGAGGUAAAAGCACCAAAGAAAUUUCCAGUGAAUUGUAUAGUUGAAUAGUAUCUUAAAUGUUUAAGUCCAGUACUUCACAUUAUAUAUAGUGUAGAACGUGUAUUACACUGCUCAACAAGAUUUUUUUGUCGCACGUAAACUCAUACCAAAUUUUGAUUGUCACUGGACUAUGGACACCAAAUAAUAAUAUAUGAGUGGAAAAAAAUUGGUUUCUUUGUGACAUUGAGACAUAUAUUUUUAUAAAAAGUACAAAAACAACUUAGAAAAAAUAUUCCUUAAUUUACAAUACAUAGCUAUGAUUUUCAUGAAUGUUUGGCCUCUGGUAGGUCAGAUUUAAGUCUCCAACAGUAAUCUGCUGGCAUUCCUGGACUUUUUUCCUUGAUAGCGCUUUUCUCGGGAAAGAAAUCCAGAUUGACGUGCAGGAUAUGUAUUUUUCAAGACAUAUUACAUCCCAAUGCUUUGUAAGAAAUUAUAAGCUCAUCGAUUAAAAGUCUUUGUAAUUUUCCGCUUCACGAUUUCCUUGGAAACUUUGAACUACAUUUCCAGGCGAUUUUGCUUCAAAGUUUGUAUCCUUCAUUAUUUCCCAUACUUGUAGUUCAAUGAAUAUUCUCUAUUCAAAUUUACUGCCAUCUUCAGACAUAGCUUUGACAAAAUUUUUCAUCAGGCCGAGCUUUAUAUGAAACAAUGGUAAAAGAAUGUCGUCAGAGUUCACUAAAGGAUCAUUUUUAACAUUUACUUGCCCUGGAAAAAGUGAUCCACGCUUAGCCCAUCUUUGCAUAGUGACUUUUUCUGUCUCUGCUGUCUCAAAUGAAAUGAAACAAUAUUUUUUGUGUAACCAAGCUGUAGCCCAAGCAAAAGAGCAAUGACUUUAAAAUAUCCACAAAUUUUCAAGUAAGUCGCUUUCAGCUUGUAAGGAUUUAUACAACGAUGUCUUCUUGCAAGCCAAUAGAAUGUGGAGUGCCUCAAGGUUCAGUACUAGGCCCUAUUUUGCUUCUCUGUUUAUAAACGACUUCGCUUAUCUAGACAUCAGUGAUGAAAUAAGUCUUUUUGCAGACCAUAUCUAGUGACCUAAUCACCCUUAAAUCAUUGUACGAUUCUAAUCUUCUGUAUCACAAUGUUUCUAAAACUAAAAUUUUAUCAUAUAAAAAUGCAUUGCAGACUUUUUUUAUUAAAUUCCUUGAAAUGGGAGUUACAUAUUGCGGUCUUAUCUAAAAAAUUAAGUUCCUCCUGUUUUGCGCUGAAAUCAGCUUCCAAGAACUGGACUUACCCACCUCCUUAAUAGUUUAUUAUCCCCUUAUUGAGCCGUAUCUCCGUAUUUUCAUAUUGUCAUGACUUGAUAAAAAUAAAAUUUUUAUAUUGUACAUUCCAUAAAGCAUUCAAAUUUAAUGAUAGUAGAUAUAAUUUUGACUUUGAGAAAAUAAACACGCAAGUUUUGUAUCCAAUUUCUAAUACAUUCAGCUCAAAAAACUGUAAUUUAGAUUGUUCUAGGUCCAAAAAGCUUGUAAUACUAAAGAUGUAUAUUUAAUUAUGAUAAUUAUAAGAAUAAGUAUGUUGGGAAAUAAUAGUUUAUCUGGUUUCUGAUAGUUUAGGCGCAAUUUUACCACUGGGAAUUAAACUAAUGUUUAAACUAUGAAUAAAACUUUAGUUUAAGUCAAUAAUAAACAAAGUUGCGCUAUUUUGCAAGUCACAGUUGAACCUCCUUGAAAUUGCUUUAUUGGUUUUGACUUUUUUAUGGAAGGUGUAUCAACAAAAAAGAUUCAACUUCUCAGACGAUGAGGUGAUACUUUUGAUCAACAUCUUCGUAACCGAAUUAAGGCAGCUGCUAACUAAAAUUCUAUUUACCUGCUAAUACUGCAUUAGCAUCAAGUAAAUUGAUAGUGUUGAUUAUUCUUCUUCAUCGUCGUCAAGUGCAAAUAGUCAUUUUAACAAAACUACUCAAUAUAAUAUCGGUAAAGUACCGAAGUAUGUCGGUCCAUCUAUAAAACGUGCAAAAGUGAAUAUAACUGUAGUUUAAACAGACGUUUUAGGUUAAAAGUUCACUUGUAAAAUUGCAUAUAAAAGAUUAUGCUUUAAUCCUAAAGUAAUUGAAGUAUCGUGAAAUAAUGCAAAGUAAUUAUUUCUCAUCUAUCAACACUUGAACAAACUCCCUUACCUUGCUCUCUGUAUCUUUGAUAUUAAGUCUAUGAUCGAAUGUCGAGAAAUCGAUAUUAACACCAAUUGAUACCAUCUAUUCCUAACCUCUCUGGUAAACAAUGUUAAUUGGAAAGCCUGCUCUAUAAACGAGAGUAAAGCUCGGUUUAUGCAGCCAAAAUUAACAUUAAACUGAACUUUCUUGUUGGUAAUUUUUUGGUUUAUGCAGUAAAUUAAGGAUAAUUAUAAAUUAAUUAGAAUGCUGAAGUUUGCAUUGACUAUCGUCUUCCAUUUGGCGGUGGGUCAGAUAUAGUUUGGGCGGGAAUCACUGCACAAGAUCGUACAAAGUUGGUACCUCUCACAGGUACAUUACGUAGGUGCUAGAAGACCAUGUUAUGCCUUUCAUGGUGACUAUGGGGGAACAUAGCGUUUUUAUGCAAGAUAAUUUGAGACCACAUACAGCCAGAAUUGUCAGGGGGUAUCUGGAUGAUGUAGAAAUUAGGUGGUUUGACUGGAUAGCCCGCAGCUCAGACAUGAAUCCCAUAGAACCUGUCUGGGACGAUUGAUCCGCAGACACACACCAAGAACUGCCCAGGAGCUGAGAAAAUUGCUGUUGCAGGAAUGGGAUAACAUCGACCAGAAUGUGAUUCGCAACUUAAUUCAAAGUACGACGCGACGACUUCAAGCAGUCAUCAAUGCAAGAGGAGGGAAUACUCAUUAAGUCCAAAAAAAGCUUUAGUAUAGAGUAUCACAUUCAGCUUAUAAAAGCACAUGCAAUGAUGUACAAUUGGCGAAUAUAUACUAUCUGAAAACGUAAAAUUUCAAAGAACAUGAAACCUCAAUUCUUUGCUUGCUAG
This is a messenger RNA of Diorhabda carinulata, 5327 nucleotides long. Its product is annotated as nicotinate phosphoribosyltransferase. The record is from RefSeq and is a predicted model, not a curated record. Bases 245 to 1876 code for a protein of 543 amino acids. Gene Ontology annotation, molecular function: nicotinate phosphoribosyltransferase activity. Gene Ontology annotation, biological process: NAD+ biosynthetic process. NCBI's taxonomy places the organism in Eukaryota, Metazoa, Arthropoda, Insecta, Coleoptera, Chrysomelidae. The transcript has a single exon.